AUGCAUGGUGCAGAGAUUGCUUUCACUAUGCAAGUAAAUGAGAAAUGUGAUGUUUAUAGUUUUGGAGUUCUCACAUUGGAAAUCCUUAUGGGAAAACAUCCAGGGGAGCUUAUUGAAUCUCUAAGAGAGAUUCCAACAUCCUAUGAUUUGCCAUUUAAGAAUGUGUUGGAUCAGCGGCUUCCUCCACCCUCAGACUUGGUUCUUGAGGAAGUAAUAUUGAUUGCAAAAAUAAUACUUGUUUGCUUGAAUGACAAUCCACAUCAUCGUCCAACCAUGGAACAAGUCUGUUUGCAACUUGAGAGGCCUGAAUCUUAUUUUGUGAACCAAUUUGACAACAUCACCAUUGGACAACUCAUGAAAGUUUAA
Molecule: messenger RNA, 366 nt
Organism: Prosopis cineraria
Lineage: Eukaryota; Viridiplantae; Streptophyta; Magnoliopsida; Fabales; Fabaceae
Product: MDIS1-interacting receptor like kinase 2-like
Exons: 1
Coding region: 1-366 (121 amino acids)
Biological process (GO): protein phosphorylation
Molecular function (GO): ATP binding; protein kinase activity
Source: RefSeq, a predicted model, not a curated record